AUGGAGAAGAUAUUUACCACCCUUCGUGAGAAUAGGAAGCUUCCUUUGACAGACAAGCAACUCUCCGAUCUCGGGGUCGAUCUUCAGCACAUUGAUAUCCGCACUGGUACAACCUCACCAUCCGUGACAAGCUACUUCCUACCGCGAGCUAAUUUCCCGGAUGUCGUGGAUUCUCCACACCUGGCACGUUCGCCACUUAUGCAAAUUGGAAGUCAUUCUGAACGGCCAGGUGAUCGCUCGCAUCCCUUGAUUCUUGAAUCAUUGCAGAUGUGUAUGUUUCCAGAUGUUAUGACCGAUGAAUACAGAUAUUUCGCACUUGGGAAGGACCAGAACCGCCAUAUCAGGGAUCACUUCUAUGGAGAGUUAAUAGAAUCUCCUCCAGAUUCAGUGCCCUGCCAUGACCAUAAAGGUCACCGGAGCUCAUUAUUCGGCUUACAUAGCCACACGAAAUGUGGUUCUGAUGAACGACCUUCCUCUAUGGAGCUCUUUGCCAUUGCCGCAUUGACCCAACGAGAAAUGCGGCAAGUUGAUCAGAAGGAGCCGGAUAAGUGCUAUUUUACUUUCCCGCAACUGACAAUUUUGAUGGAUGAAUAUGGUGGAUGCCGUAUCUUUCAAUUCUCUUUUGAUGGCAAGCUUCAUAUUCAAUUCACACAGGUCUUGGAUCUAGGAUAUGUGAUUGCCGUCCCUGAUUGGGGAAUAAGGUAUUUUGAUAUGAUUGAUAGAAAAGACUAUUUGGAAAAGUUGAACCUGCUUCUAAAAUGGGCAUGGCCUAUUCCGCAAGGAAACCCUGUUGCUAAGGUUCCACAGGAUUUGUCGGAUAUAUGCAUGUCUCACUAA
Messenger RNA from Penicillium canariense, 837 nucleotides. RefSeq lists its product as uncharacterized. The record is from RefSeq and is a predicted model, not a curated record. The transcript is spliced from 3 exons. Bases 1 to 837 code for a protein of 278 amino acids. Lineage: Eukaryota; Fungi; Ascomycota; Eurotiomycetes; Eurotiales; Aspergillaceae.